CAACAUUCCCCGUGUGUGUUAUUGUGGAGCAGCUACUGGUUACCUGUACUUUUCGUUUUACGCUAAAUAAAUACUCUUGAACUGUAAAACACAAAUACAGUGUCUUUGUUUGUUUGCGUAUAGAUGGACGGUGUGCCUUGCCUUCGUGUGUCGCAGUGCCAUGCACAGCAGUUAAGGAAGUGUCUACAGUCCAAAGGAGCUCUGGACCUGAGUUUGUGUUUACUGAAAGACUCAGGCGUGACUGGGACAGUCCUCUUGCCCAUUUUACCAUCAUGUGUGUCACAACUUGAUCUGCAAUCUCUCAGAACAAUGGUGGCUUCAGACAGUGAUUGUGAAAUAGUUUGGAGCCAGUCUCAUUUGCAGUCAAAGAAGGAGAGAGGAAGGACGAGUGCUAAUAAACUAGAGAAAAUCCUCCUGGAGCUGUUGGAAUCUCAUGGUGAAAGAUGGACAGAGGAGUUGAGGGGGGACCUCCCUCGCAGCUUCCAGAGGCAUGGAGACCUAGUCCUGCUGGGAGACAACUGUUUCACCCUGCCACUAUGGAAGAAAAUGGAUAAACAGCUAUGGAUUGCUGUGGCCAAAGGACUUGGGGCAAAGCGCCUGGCAAAGAUGAGUCGAAUAUCCAAGGAUGGAUUUAGGUCUCCCGUGGUGACGAUUCUGUUAGGACAGCACUGCUGGGUCAAACAUGUGGACAAUAAGAUUAGGUAUGAGUUUGAUGUCACCAAAUGCAUGUUCUCAGCUGGAAACAUAACGGAGAAGCUCCGGGUGGCUGGAUUUGACUGCAGAGGGGAGACUGUGGUGGAUUUGUAUGCAGGUAUUGGAUACUUCACCCUCCCAUAUCUGGUAUAUGCGGGGGCUAGUCAUGUUCACGCCUGUGAGUGGAACCCUGACGCAGUUGAAGCUUUACAGAAAAACCUCGUGGCAAACAGGGUGUCUGACCGUUGCACUGUUCACCAAGGAGACAACCGAAAACUCCAGCUGUGUGACAUUGCUGACCGAGUGAACCUGGGUCUCAUACCGAGCUCUGAGGACGGCUGGCCUGUUGCCUGUCGACUGCUGAAGAGAACAACUGGUGGCAUUUUGCACAUUCACCAGAACGUUACCUCACCGUUACCGAACACGGCAGCCGUUUCAGCAGUCGAUGACACCACUGAGAGGGUUUCUGGGAAGAAAGUUGACAGAGACGUGUGGCAGGCCUGGGCCGCUGACACAGCAAACCAAAUCGCCUGCCUUUUAAAGGACAUCACUGGUGCACCGUGGAUAACAAACAUCCAACACAUCGAACACGUUAAGUCAUAUGCACCUCAUGUUCACCAUAUUGUGCUGGACUUGGAGUGCAGACCAUCCUGAGCCGAACAGAUGCUGAGUGGACACUCUGGCAUUAAACAUUUUAAUGUUGCUUUAUUCUAAAGAGGAAUUGGGCAUCUGUGUGGUCCAGAUGUUUUCAAUGCAACCAAACAGUAGUGGUUUGUGAAACCAGUGGCUGCAGUGUUUUUUAUAAACCUUUUAUUUGUCCAGGGCAGGUUCACUAAGCACAAAUGCUGUUUUUCUUUUGUCAGUUUUUUUCUAGAAACGCCCUGUCUUACACUCAUGUCAGUAUAAUCACACCUGGGAACUGCUAAGUCGUAUCACAACCACAGUCUUAUCUGUUGGCUACUGGACAGCAGAGAAGUCAUGAUUUAUGUGCCUUGCUCAAGGGCACCACAUUCUCGUUAUACUCACUGGGUUUCCAUCUGGUGUUUGAUCCAUAGACCCUUUUGCUGAAAUGAAAAGCUGAAGACUUGACUCACAUCCAUUGUUCCUGACUCUCACAUCAGUGACAAUAACAGGAAAAUGCAAACUUACAAAACUCUAUUAUGACCUGUCAAACUACAGGAGUCAUAUUUGACAUGAAAGUAAAGGUCAACCUCUAUGAGACAUUUAAAUAGAUAACAUACAUUACAUACUCUACCUUGCCAAUUUAUUUUCAGAACUUCGAGAGGCAACAGUUAUUUUUUCCAAAAACAUUUGAAAAAACACAAGAGUUUCACUCCUGAGCUAUAAACAGGUGACAACAUAAAGGAUAAACCUGAAUAAAUGAGUGGACAAACAGAGCACACAGGGUGCUUACUGAAUGGUAAUAAUAUGAAUCAUAUGAUUUGGCCUUCACAGUCAUUAGGUCUGAACCCAAUUGAACAGCUAUGGGAGAAUUUGGAUCCAAAUAAAGGAAUGUCUUCUGGAUGAAUGGUGUUCAUCCUUCCUGUAGAAAUCUAUGCCAAGGAACAGUGAAGCUGUUGUGGCGGCUCGUGGUGAACCAACACGUUACUAAGACCGUUAAUGUGUUUGUUUUUUUCUCCCAUCUGUAUCUGCCAUGGAUGUAGUAGGAGGUGCAAAAUGUGUAUUUGCACUACUUCGCCAAAAGAGCCUACUCAAGACACUGUUGGAUUUUCUCAGCAAGUGAUGGCCCAUAUGAGUUUCCUCUCAAGUGUAGUAUUAAUUAUAUGAAAUACAAACUCAGCAGAUCUA
Messenger RNA from Micropterus salmoides (largemouth bass), 2502 nucleotides. RefSeq names its product tRNA methyltransferase 12 homolog (gene tyw2). Bases 124 to 1347 code for a protein of 407 amino acids. Gene Ontology annotation, biological process: tRNA methylation. Gene Ontology annotation, cellular component: cytoplasm. The transcript has 7 exons. Gene Ontology annotation, molecular function: tRNA methyltransferase activity. Lineage: Eukaryota; Metazoa; Chordata; Actinopteri; Centrarchiformes; Centrarchidae. The record is from RefSeq and is a predicted model, not a curated record.